AAGCUAAAGAAUACGUUCCUAUGAAUUCAGACAAUUGUGGGGGGAAGAAAGCAAUUAUAGAAUUAAAUUGAAUUGAAUUUGAAGGGGGAUAGUUGGUUGUGUUACGUUUAUUUGCUCGCCCUGUCCGCAUCUUGGUGUCAGAUUAUUUCAUCAUCCACAUGUUAAUUUUCUAAGUCCGAAAGCUAACUACGCGAAUCUGGGGUGACAUGAAAGAAAUGGUUGGAGGAUGCUGUGUCUGCUCCGAUGAGAGCGGAUGGGAUGAAAACCCUUUGGUGUACUGUGAUGGUGAUGGGUGUGAUGUAGCUGUGCAUCAAGCCUGCUAUGGAAUUGUCUCUGUGCCAGUUGGACCUUGGUUCUGCAGAAAAUGUGAAUCACAAGAUCGCUCAGCAAUUACACGGUGUGAGCUGUGUCCCGGGAAGGGCGGCGCGCUGAAACAGACCGACUCGGGCGGCUGGGCGCACGUCGUCUGCGCACUCUACAUCCCCGAGGUGCGCUUCGGAGAUGUGGCGACCAUGGAGCCGGUGCUGCUGUCCCACCUGCCGCCUGACAGAUUCGGAAAGCCGUGCUGUCUGUGUGAGGUGGCCGGCCGCACCAGCCGCGCCACCACCGGCGCCACCAUGAGCUGCAACAAGCCCGGCUGCAGACAAAACUUCCACGUGACGUGCGCUCAGAGCCAGGGCCUGCUCUGUGAGGAGCAGGUGCAGAGCAUGAACGUCACCUACUGCGGCUACUGUCCGCACCACUACGCCAAGCUGAAGCGGGGCCACAACCUGAAGCCGAUCCCGGCGUUCAAGGCCAGUCACGACCCGGCCACGCCGGACACCUCUCCGGAGAAGCAGCCGCCGCCGCCGGGCGGUGACGGACCGCGCGUCGAGCGACGGCACAAGAAGCCCAAACAGUCGCGCUCGCCGCGCGCCGCGGCCGCCUCUCCGCCGGAGGUGGGCGCGUCGCCGGCGGUCGGCGGACAGGGCGCGGCCCCGUUCCCGCAGGCUGUGGUGAAGCUGGAGCCAGUGGGACCACUGGGGAUGGAUGGAGCCGCUGCUGUGCACUCUUCGUUAGGUGGAGCAGGAGGAGGGGAGGUGACACCAGCGCGUGCUCUCGGCGGACAGGAGGGCGGCGCGCCGGACUCUGUGUCGGCCGACAGCAGGGACGGGUCCCUUAUCAAGCAGGAGACUGGUGUGGAGCAGCCGCCGCCGGUGGCGCUGCUGCCGGCCGCCGGUGGCGCCGCCGGUCAGGUGGCUUCUCUGCCGGUGGCCACCAGCACGGCGCUGCCAGCCGCCCAGCAGGCCGCCGAUGUCGACUUGGCGUCACUGAAGCGGCCCGCCGUGCCGGCUGACGGCGACGCCCGUAAACGGAAGGCGACGGGCCGACCCCGUAAAGGCGCGGCCGGCGCCGGGUCCCCGGAACCUGGCGCGGACGGUACUUGGAACGGAGCAGUGGGGACGGACGCCGCCCAGCCGGCCGGCUCGGCCACGGCGCGCGGCGGCGCGGCGGCGGUGGCCCCGAGCGGUCUGACGGCGCCACACAUGAUCGGUAACCACCUGAACCCGGCCACUCCGCUGGGUGACUCGCUGGCGGCGGAGAUGGCCGAGCAGGCCGACUACCUGGAGCCGACAGGGAGGAUGGCCGCUACUCCAGGACAGUGGCGACCGGACACCGCGGCCGCGCCCUUCCCCCGCUCUCUGACGGAGCUGUUGGAGCGUCAGUGGCAGCAGGGCAGCCACUUCCUGAUGGAACAGUCGCAACACAUGGACAUCGCGGCUCUGCUCAGCUGCCUGUAUCAGCUGCGGCAGGAAAACGAACAGCUGGAGCAGCAUAUGGGCGUGGUGUCGCAGCGUCGCGACCACCUGCUGGCGGUACACGCCCGUCUCUCGGUACCGCUGCAGUGCGCCGCGCCGGGCGUUGUGUCGGCGCGGGCCGCCGCCGUACGACAGCAGCAGGCCGCCGCCAACGACGCCGAGUUGAACGGCGGACCGUUCGGUCAGCUGCGGUCCACGCCGCCCCGUCCUGCGCCACUGGCGAACGGUCAGCUGACGGAGGGAGGACAGCCGGCCGCCCCCGCCCCCGCCCCCGCCCGAGCGCCGCCGCAGACCAACGGACGGAGCAGCGGGCCAGCCAGCGCACCUCAGCCGGCGCCGACCGUUCCACAGCAGUCACUGGCACACGGUGGGGUCAGUUCCGGCCGGCCCGGGCCCGCCCCGCAGCCACCUCCGCCCGCCCCCGUCAGCCGUCCGCCCGUGUCCACCUCCGCCCCGCCGCCCGCCAGUCGCCCGCAGCCAGCUGUGAGCCGGCCGCAGACGUCUGCCAGCCGGCCGCCGCCGCCCGCCAACGAACACCGCACUGUGGAGGCUCUGCGACUGCGGGUCUCUGCCACGUCUAGCGGCGGUUUUCCGCGGUACCAGUUAGUUUCGCCGCCGUCAGAUGGUAGAUCGGGCUCGGGACGAUCCCGCGCCUCCGAUGGAUGAUCCGACGAAUUAUCUCCCCGUGAUAAGCAACGAAGACUAAACAAUGACGCAGUGAUGAUGGUGGAGCUUUCCUGAUUACGACAUUGCAAUGAAUGCCCCUUUCACCAAGCCCCUUUCGGCAUUCGUGCGGACUGUGGUGUACUCAGCGGAAUGACUGAUCUGAAGGCUGGUGCUCGGUUGUGGACAUGGACUGGGCCUUGGUGCCUCGCGGGCUGGCAGGCCGACCGAUCGAGUUGCAUUCAGUGUUGCGUUGCGUUGCGUUGUGUUGCGUUUAGGGCUGUCGGCUGAGUGUUGAUCAGUUCGGCCAGUGUUUGCGUGUUUUGCGGUCAGUUGAUGUGAACGAGAUGUCUGGUAGCUAGUGCACGUGAGAGGGAUUGGUACUUGAGCGACUGGCAGUAGUGACGUUUUACUCUUCCGUGUAUGCACUUCGCCAUUCUUUUUUAGCGCUGUGUGACAAAUUAACUCGUAUACGAACUUUUACACCGCUUUUGAUGAUCAGUCGUGCGCGGUCAUGAUUUUCUCGUAGCAACUUCGUGUCGUGUACGCGUAGUGGUUUGUGAUUGCGCUUCAAGUUUUGAAGCGGGGCGAAGUGCAGUAGUUUGACGAUUUACCGCUCUGGGCUGCAUAGCUCUGCCAGUGGAAAUCGCUGAGUUGUGAUGCAAUGUUGGUGCAAACAGUCGGUGGGCCGACGCUCGGCAAUUCAGCUGACCUGGACUUCAGUAAAGGGCGGUGCGCCCCCUGACCGUGAUACGUUCUGCCGUCGCGGGUUUACAAAACGAUCUCUAUCCGAUUGCUCAAACGCCAACGGACCGGGUCUCUGUGCCGUGGGGUGGACGGGAGCGCCGGGGUCGUGAGCGGUCCGUCGCACGUCUGGACUAUUUGUGCUGUGGCAUUGAGGUAGGACGUGCAAGGACUGAUGAUUGUUUCUUGAGAGGGUUGGACGGGCCGCUGUCGUAAUCAAUGCCUGUGUCGGCGUUGCGAGUGUUGAAUGUUUCAGGUGUUCAGCUCGUUCGCCUUUCCGUGUCCGUCUUCGUCUCCAAGCCGCGCGGGUAUCUCCCGUCCAUCGAUACCGAAGCUUCUUAGCUGCCGACUCCACUGUGCAGUCCGGCGCCGGCCCGUCGCGUUUUGUACCUGUUCUCAUUCUAAUAAAACACGCCAAGCAAACGGCAGCUUUGUUA
Messenger RNA from Amphibalanus amphitrite, 3643 nucleotides. RefSeq names its product protein AF-10-like. NCBI's taxonomy places the organism in Eukaryota, Metazoa, Arthropoda, Thecostraca, Balanomorpha, Balanidae. Gene Ontology annotation, cellular component: nucleus. The coding region runs from base 207 to 2465 and encodes 752 amino acids. Gene Ontology annotation, biological process: regulation of transcription by RNA polymerase II. The record is from RefSeq and is a predicted model, not a curated record. The transcript has 13 exons. Gene Ontology annotation, molecular function: nucleosome binding; histone binding.